Osmerus eperlanus (European smelt) is the source of this 5381-nucleotide messenger RNA. RefSeq names its product SEC24 homolog C, COPII coat complex component (gene sec24c). Bases 216 to 3716 code for a protein of 1166 amino acids. Gene Ontology annotation, cellular component: endoplasmic reticulum exit site; COPII vesicle coat. Gene Ontology annotation, molecular function: SNARE binding; zinc ion binding. The record is from RefSeq and is a predicted model, not a curated record. Lineage: Eukaryota; Metazoa; Chordata; Actinopteri; Osmeriformes; Osmeridae. Gene Ontology annotation, biological process: endoplasmic reticulum to Golgi vesicle-mediated transport; intracellular protein transport; COPII-coated vesicle cargo loading. The transcript is spliced from 24 exons.
GCACACCGCUACGGUAGUUCCGGCAAAUGUCCGCUUGACGUCCGCUGCAGCCAGGACAGAAACCGAGAAAGGGAUUAGCGAUACACCACGGCACCACGGGACAUCGUCGGCGAAAUCUCCGUUAAUAUUUAAAAGCCUACCGGAAUUCGGAACCGGCUCUGAACAGGGCACAAUCGUGACACUUACGCUAUUGGAGGUCCAGGGAUGAACUGAGGAUGAAUGUGAACCAGCAGACUCCCAUGGCAUCUCCGUACGGCCAGCCCCAGCCUGGCUAUGGCCAGCCCAGCUACGCACCCCUGGGAGGGGGCUACCCCACACCCUAUGCCCCCUACAACGGCCCUGCAUCAGCCUACCAGCAUGGAGCUCCACCUCAAGGUUACUCCCCUUAUGCAAGCUUCCCCUCUAAGGCUGUGGCAGCAAACCCAGUCUCUGACCUGUCCUCUCCUGUUGACCUAGGUCCUACCAGGGCCCCCCCUACUUCUGCCCCCCCAGCCGUGUCCUCCUCCCAGGGCUACUCCCAGUACAGUCAGGGGGACAUCCAGAAUGGCCCACCUCCUGUGGCCCAGCCCAUGCAAAGGCCUGCUGUUUCUCAGCCAUACACACCGGGGGCUAUGAACCUGUCUGGGCCACACCCCUCCUACCCCCAGCAGUAUGCAGCCCCGCCCAACAUGCAGCAAGUCACCAAUCAGAUGACUGGGAUGCAGAUUGGGCCAGGCCCCCCCCCCACACCUGCUGGGCCUGGAUAUGCUCCGCCUCCAAUCAGUGCGGCCUAUUCAGUUGCAGCUCCUCCCUCCUACACCCAAGGCCCGCCCCCUGUGUCAGCAGUCCCACCCCAGCCCCCCCCCCACAGUGAGGCCAACGCCCCCCAGCCUUAUUACGGAGGCCCCCCUCCCCCCCAGCAGACCUUCCCCCCCUCCUUCUCCUCUGCCGGCCCCCCCAGCCAGGCCCCAGGACAGCAUCAGUCCUUCCCCUCUGGCCCCCCUCCCGUCCCCCAGUCCACCUACACCGGCCCACCCCCUCAUACUGCCCAGACCUCCUUCCCUCCCCCCCUGUCCUCACAGGCCAGCUCCUUCCCUCCCACGGCCCCCCCCAGCACAGCCCCACCAGCUCAGUACCCAGGCCCCAUGCCGCCCCCGGGACCUCCAUCCCAGCCACCUUUCCAGUCUGGACCCCCUCCUCAAACCCAGCUACCUCCCACCUCCAUGGCCCAGGCCAACCACCUGCCUCCCGGCCCCCCAGGGGCCAUGCAGCAGCCCCCACCACAGUCUGGAAUGCAGGGAGGGUACCCCCCCCAACAGAACGGUGCGUUUGGCCAGGUGAGGGGGCCCCAGUACCCUGGACAGCCCAGCUACGGGGGCCCGGCCCCUGCUCCCGCUCCUGCUGCCCCCUCUCAGAAGAGACUAGACCCUGACUCCAUCCCCAGCCCGAUCCAGGUGAUUGAGGACGACAAGGCAAAGACCAGCGAACCCUUCACCACAGGGGUCAGGGGUCAAGCCCCGCCCCUGGUCACCACCAACUUCCAGGUCAAAGAUCAAGGUAACGCCAGCCCUCGGUUCGUCCGCUGCACGGCCUACAACAUGCCCUGCACAGCAGAUAUGGCCAGGCAGUCCCAGGUGCCCAUGGCGGCCGUCAUCAAGCCCCUGGCCACCCUGCCCCCCGACGAGACCCCUCCGUACAUCGUGGACCACGGGGAGGGAGGUCCUAUCCGCUGUAACCGCUGCAAGGCCUACAUGUGUCCCUACAUGCAGUUCAUCGAGGGAGGACGCCGCUUCCAGUGUGGCUUCUGCAGCUGUGUCACAGAUGUGCCUCCUCAUUACUUUCAGCAUCUGGACCAUACAGGGAAGAGGGUGGACUGCUAUGACCGCCCAGAGCUGUCCGCGGGCAGUUACGAGUUCCUGGCCACUGUGGACUACUGUAAGAACAACAAGCUCCCUCAGCCUCCAGCCUACAUCUUCCUGAUAGACGUGUCCUACAAUGCUGUCAAGAGCGGCAUGGUCAACAUCGUCUGUCAGGAGCUCAAGACCCUGCUGGACUACCUUCCCAGGGAGAACCCUGAUGCAGACUCGGAGGUGCGUGUGGGCUUCAUCACCUACAACAAGGUGCUGCACUUCUACAACGUCAAGUCCAGCCUGGCUCAGCCCCAGAUGCUGGUGGUGUCAGAUGUGGCCGACAUGUUCCUGCCUCUGCUGGACGGCUUCCUGGUCAACGUCAGCGAGAGCAGGGUGGUCAUCGAGAGUUUGCUGGAGCAGAUCCCAGAGAUGUUUGCAGACACAAGGGAGACAGAGACGGUGUUUGGACCUGUCAUCCAGGCUGGGCUGGAGGCCCUGAAGGCUGCAGACUGUGCUGGGAAGCUGUUUGUGUUCCACACCUCCCUGCCCAUCGCCGAGGCGCCUGGGAAGCUGAAGAAUCGGGAGGACAAGAAGCUGGUGGGCACCGACAAGGAGAAGUCUCUGUUCCAGCCCCAGGUGGGUUUCUACGGAAGCCUGGCUAAGGAGUGUGUGGCCCAGGGCUGCUGUGUGGACCUCUUCCUCUUCCCCAACCAGUAUGUGGACGUGGCCACGCUGGGGGUGGUCCCCGUCUCUACAGGGGGCUCCAUUUACAAAUACACCUAUUUCCAGGCACAGGCAGACAGUGAGCGGUUCCUGAACGACCUGAGGAGAGAUGUACAGAAGCCUAUGGGUUUUGAUGCUGUAAUGAGGGUUCGCACCAGCACAGGCAUCAGAGCGACAGACUUCUUCGGCUCGUUCUACAUGAGCAACACCACCGACGUGGAGCUGGCCGGCCUGGACUGUGACAAGACCGUCACCGUGGAGUUCCGCCACGACGACAAGCUCAGCGAGGAGACGGGCGCCCUCAUGCAGUGUGCGGUGCUGUACACCAGCUGCAGCGGUCAGCGUCGCCUGCGCGUCCACAACAUGGCGGUGAACUGCUGCUCCCAGCUAGCUGACCUGUACCGCAACUGUGAGACGGACACCAUCAUCAACUACUUCUCCAAAUACGCGUACCGCAGCGUGUUGACCACUCCCACCAAGACGGUGAGAGACACCCUGGUGAACCAGUGUGCCCAGAUCCUGGCCUGCUACCGCAAGAACUGUGCCAGCCCCUCCUCUGCAGGACAGCUGAUCCUUCCAGAGUGUAUGAAGCUGCUGCCCGUGUAUCUGAACUGCGUGCUGAAGAGCGACAUGCUGCUGCCGGGCGGGGACGUGUCCCUGGACGACCGCGCCUACCUGCGCCAGCUGCUCAGCUGCAUGGACGUGGCCGAGAGCCACCUGUUCUUCUACCCCCGCCUGCUGCCCCUGGUGAAGCUGGAAGGGGAUUCGUUGCCUGUGGCGGUGAGGAACUCGGAGGAGCGCCUCUCUAAGGGUGGAGUCUACCUCCUGGAGACAGGGCUCCACCUCUUCCUGUGGGUGGGAGCCAAUGCCCAGCAAGAACUGCUGCUCAACAUCUUUGGCACGCCCACCUUCAGCCAGAUAGACCCCAACAUGACAAGCCUGCCCAUCCUGGACAACCCCUUCUCUCAGAGGCUUAGAGAGAUUGUUGAAUCUUUUAGAGCUCAGAGAUCCAGAUAUAUGAAGUUGAUGGUGGUGAAACAGGAGGACAAGGCAGAGCUGAUCUUCAAACACUUCCUGGUUGAGGACAAGAGCGGGAGCGGCGGAGCCUCAUAUGUGGACUUCCUGUGUCACAUGCACAAGGAGAUCCGGCAGCUGCUCAGCUAGGACUUCACCCCUGAACCCCACCCCCCCCCCCCCCCCCCCCGUGAUCUUCACCCUCCUCCUGAACCCCCGUCACCUUUCACCCCCCCUCCCCGAAGCGCUUUAUCUUUUAUUUACCUAAUAAACUAAACCCCCCCCUCUCCCUCAGCCAAGGGCCAGAGACAUAACACAGCCGACUGACUGGCAGGGUCCGUGUGUGUGUGUGUGUCAGAGAGGUAUUGGUUCAAAAGCCUGGACUCUUCUCCAGGUGUAGCUCUAAGCACAGCUUGGGCUCACCUUAUGGCUAUUGGGAAGACCUAGACUAAGUGAUGUGUGUGUGUGUGUUUGUAUGUGAGUGAGUGACUGAGUGAGUGACUGAGUGACUGACUGAGUGACUGACUGAGUGACUGACUGAGUGAGGGAGAGGGCUGAUGUUGAUUGUAGUAGGUGUGCUGUCUGUAACACUAGCACUGAAGGCUGUUGUGUGUAAGCAACCCAGUGAUAGAGACUCAGACUCUUUUUGUAUGAUUCAAACCCAGUAGACUCGAGGAAGAUUAAAACAAGACAAAUAUGAAAUGAAAUAAUAAAUGCUGUUUUUUUGUUUUUUUUUCCCCCCCAUCUCUAAAAUUAUUUUUCUAUUUGUCUCUUUCUCCCUUUCUGAGUCAUGGCCUUACUGUCUGGUUCCUGUUUCACUUCUCACAUUGUGUCUGUGUGUGUUCUGUUCUGUUUCCUCAUAUGUGAUGGUCUGUGCCAGCCUGGCCUCAUUCUCAGACCUAGGUUGGACCCAUUUCUUAAAGAAUAUUUUGAGAUUCUUCAACGAAAUGAGCUUAGCUGGUCUUGAUGUGUGUCUGAGGCUUACCUGGUAGACGGGUGUGUUUGAGGAGCUGUUGACACGGGGCAUGUAGAUGAAACUGAAAUAUCAGAGAAACUCCCAACAGAUGUCUAUGCAACCUUUUACACAGACACCCACGCAUACAGAAAUCAGACUGAACUUUAACCUCUGACAUCACAGGGUUAGGGUCUUUCCUCAGGGUUAUGUGAAUGUCAGCUGCACUUUGGUGGGAACACACACACACAUGUUUCUGUGUGGUGAUGGAAGCUUCUUCAACUGAGGCUUCAAACACACAGAGAGCGACAGGAGAGAAGAGCAACAGGUGAGAGAUGAUCCAAGAGGAGUCUCAGUACUGAUAAUGAAGCAUUUCUCUGGGUUGCCCCCUUGUUGCUUACUGUGUCGGCCCUAGAACACAUAACCUGUACAGAAAUAAACGUUUUAAAGUCCUUCCUGAACAACUCUGGUUUGGCUGAAGUAUCCUUAGUGUAUAUGUACAUGCACUCACAAACAAACAGUCCAAGUGUUGACUUUUAGACUUCUCUUUGUGUUUGCCUGCAGAUCUGAGGAACUGUGUGUGUGUGUGUGUUUUCAAGGGUCCUGGUGAAUUUCUCCUAAGGAACAGAAGGAUCAGUCAACAUACACACAGAAUAAUAUUCCUUUCAAUAUAUUCUUUUUAAUUUCUUCCAUUCAUUUAUAAUUUCCAUGUUUGAAUCUUCUGUGUUAUUGCAUAUUGUGUGUCCAUCUUACAGCUUGUGUGUGAUUGGCUCAUUGUCUUGACUUUUUCCGUUUUCAUCUUUUUCUUUAUUUGGGGUUUUGUCUUUGCCUCCUGGACUGCUAAUAAAAAUGAAUGUUGAAAC